UUGAAUAGCACAGAUGAAACGUCAAAAUUAACUGAGAAUUGGUAGAAGGCUACGGCCGUGGACUGGAGAUAUCUCUCGGCAGCAGCAGCAUCCAGUGCGUGUAGGUUCCACUUCGUGCAUCCCAUAUAGCCGAUCGGCUCACACUGUUGACAGCGAAAUUCUUGGUCCCAUCGUCACUCUGACUGUUGGCUUUGGAGUUGGACUGAUAGCAAAACAACUUCUUGGACUUAUAUCGACAGGACUGCGAAACAAUUCACCGUUCCAACGAUCCGAGUCGAAGACAGGAGAUUUAUUUUGCCCUCUCAUCACCGUAACGCAUGGUGGGCAUUUCUGCCUCUUUUCAGUGUCGCACUGAGAAGCGCCUCACCAUGCCCGACUCACCGGCGGAUGUGAAAACGCAGUCCAGGUUAACGCCCCCCACCAUGCCCCCGCCUCCCACCUCACAAGGAGCCCCCAGGACCAGCUCCUUCACCCCCACCACACUGACCAAUGGAAGUAGUCAUUCCCCCACCACGCUGAAUGGCGCUCCGUCUCCGCCCAACGGCUUCAGUAACGGCCCUUCCUCCUCCUCCUCGUCCUCGCUGGCCAAUCAGCAGCUGCCGCCGGCGUGUGGGGCGCGGCAGCUCAGCAAGCUCAAGCGCUUCCUCACCACGCUGCAGCAGUUCGGCAACGACAUCUCGCCCGAGAUCGGGGAGAGGGUGCGCACGCUGGUGCUCGGCCUGGUGAACUCCACUCUGACCAUAGAGAAUUCCACCUCCAAACUGCAAGAGGCGACCAACUUCCCGCUCCGACUUGUCAUCCCCUUUCUGAAGGCCAACCUGCCCCUGCUGCAGCGCGAGCUGCUCCACUGCGCGCGGCUGGCCAAGCAGAACCCCGCCCAGUACCUGGCCCAGCACGAGCAGCUGCUGCUGGACACCAGCACCACCUCGCCCGUCGACUCAUCCGAGCUGCUGCUGGACGUCAACGAGAACGGCAAGAGGCGGACGCCGGACAGAACCAAAGAGAAUGGCUUCGAGCGGGACACGCUGCACCCGGAGCACCCCAGCAAGAGGCCGUGCACCAUCAGCCCCGGCCAGCGCUUCAGCCCGUCCAACGGCCUGCCCUACCAGCACCAGCCCAACGGCAUGCCGCACCCCACGCCCCCCCCGCCGCCCCCACCGCAGCACUACCGGCUGGACGACAUGGCUCUGGCGCAUCACUACCGCGAGUCCUACCGCCACCCCAACCACCGCGAGAUCAGGGAGCGCCCCAGGCCCAUGGGAAUGCACGGAGCUCGGCAAGAGGAGGUCAUCGAUCACCGGCUCACGGACCGGGAAUGGGCAGAGGAGUGGAAACACCUUGACCAUCUGCUGAACUGUAUCAUGGACAUGGUGGAGAAGACGCGACGCUCGCUCACGGUGCUUCGGCGUUGCCAGGAGGCCGACCGCGAGGAGCUCAACUACUGGAUCCGCCGCUACAGCGACGCCGAGGACCUCAAGAAGGGCAGCAGCAGCAGCCAGUCACGCCAGCAGAGCCCCGGGAGCCAGGACGGCUCGCAAGCAGAGACUCACCGGGACCUGCUUCACAGGCCAGUGUCAGGCUAUGUGCCAGAGGAAAUCUGGAAGAAAGCCGAAGAGGCUGUGAACGAGGUGAAGAGGCAGGCCAUGUCCGAGCUGCAGAAGGCCGUGUCCGAGGCUGAGCGGAAGGCGCACGACAUGAUCAGCAGCGAGCGCGCCAAGAUGGAGCGCACCGUCGCCGAGGCCAAGCGGCAGGCGGCCGAGGAUGCCCUCUCCGUCAUCAACCAGCAGGAGGACUCUAGUGAGAGCUGCUGGAACUGCGGGCGCAAGGCCAGCGAGACGUGCAGCGGCUGCAACACGGCGCGCUACUGCGGCUCCUUCUGCCAGCACAAGGACUGGGAGAAGCACCACCACGUGUGCGGCCAGACCCUCCAGGCCCAGCAGCAGCAGCAGCAGCAGCAGCAGGGCGAGACGCCGGCCACCGUCAGCUCCUCGGCCACCCCCAGCAGCGGAGCGGUCAGCCCCUCCGACACGCCCUCGGCCGCCACGCCCCGCUCCACGACCCCCGGAACCCCCUCCACAAUAGAGGCCGCUACCCGUUAG
Sardina pilchardus (European sardine) is the source of this 2099-nucleotide messenger RNA. It is a transcript of the gene runx1t1, whose product is annotated as RUNX1 partner transcriptional co-repressor 1. NCBI's taxonomy places the organism in Eukaryota, Metazoa, Chordata, Actinopteri, Clupeiformes, Clupeidae. Gene Ontology annotation, cellular component: nucleus. The record is from RefSeq and is a predicted model, not a curated record. Gene Ontology annotation, molecular function: transcription corepressor activity. Gene Ontology annotation, biological process: DNA-templated transcription; negative regulation of DNA-templated transcription.